Molecule: messenger RNA, 705 nt
Organism: Acyrthosiphon pisum (pea aphid)
Lineage: Eukaryota; Metazoa; Arthropoda; Insecta; Hemiptera; Aphididae
Product: subtilisin DY-like
Exons: 1
Coding region: 1-705 (234 amino acids)
Biological process (GO): proteolysis
Molecular function (GO): serine-type endopeptidase activity
Source: RefSeq, a predicted model, not a curated record
AUGCUAAAUUUAACAAACAAAGAUUCGAAAAACUUUAAUACCAAAGUGGCUAUAUUAGAUACAGGUAUUAAUAAUGAGAGAAUUAACAAUGAGUUUGUUACAAAAAAAUAUGAUGCUAUAAAUAGACGUAAUCAAAUAACUACAAAUAGUAAUCAUGCCACACAAAUCGCAAGUAUUAUCACAUAUGGGAAACAUAAAGAAAAGUUAAUCGGGAUAAGUAAAACAGUAAGUAUUUAUGAUGUUAAGGUUUUAGAUGAUGAACUCGGUGGAGAGACAGAUAGUAUAGUGAAUGGCAUCAAUUGGAGUAUUAAAAACGAUGUAGAUAUUAUCAAUAUGAGUUUUGGCUUUCAACGUUACAACAAAGAAUUACAUGAUGUUAUAAAAAAAGCUAAAAAACAAGGUAUCAUUUUAGUAGGUGCAGCGGGAAAUAAUAUGGAUGAUUAUAGUGACUAUCCUGCUCGUUUCAAUGAGGUCUAUUCUAUUACAGCAAUAGAUAAAAAUAACGAACCAUUUAUUUAUGCACCAACUAAAAAAGUCGAUUUUAAAGCGCCCGGUGUCGAAGUUUAUACAUUAGAUUCAAAAGAUGAAUUUACAACUGUAAAUGGAACAUCUUUUGCCGCUGCUUAUUUCACUUCUUACCUAACAACUAAAUUGGAUUCAAAAAAUAAUUUGUCACAUGUUUUAAAAAAAUACCCAAUAAAUUGA